Molecule: messenger RNA, 3951 nt
Organism: Heterobilharzia americana
Lineage: Eukaryota; Metazoa; Platyhelminthes; Trematoda; Strigeidida; Schistosomatidae
Source: the annotation of a GenBank genome assembly
AUGAGUUCGGAAAAUAACCCAUACGAAGCUAAAGAAAGUAAAUUGAGUGGAAAGCACAGAUUAAAAAGGUUUUAUUUAUUUGAAAGGUGCUCUGGAGGAAUACUGAACCUUAAAUUUGAUUCAGAUGUAUUGGAGUCGUUUUACUACAAAUGUUCUUACCCAAGCUCUCGAGGAAGAUUCCGUUUUGGUACGGCAUUCACAACAUUCUUGUCAGUCGUAUGGUUGAUAUACUUUUCAGUCUUGCAACCUCCAAGUUGUUUAGUGUACAUAAUUGGCUUCAGUCUCGGUGCUGUGAUUUCUAUUACAUAUUUCGUGGUCAGUUUUAUCGACAGGCUUUUCAGGGCCAAAGCUGUAUGGAUCAGUAGCAGUCAUGCUGGAGUUUCAUGCCUACUUGUUCUGCUGACAUUUACUCCAUUAGAACCUGGUGCUACGUUGGCUUUUAAUUUGAGCUUAGUUCUGCAGCUUGUACUGGUCACUUAUACCAUGUCUCCUUUGCGCUUAUGGCAGUUGUUAGUAAUCUGUGGACCUGUCAGCAUUUUACACGUCAUAUUAGCCAGUGUGAUCUAUGGUCAUGUCCCGAGUUGGUUCGUGAUAAUAUUUUUCGUUGGCCAUUUGUGUGUUCACCUAAUUGGAAUAAAUUUACACCUAAUGUCACAAGUUUGGCGUCGUUCAACAUUUCUACGUAUGGGUUAUAACGCUUUAAUGAGAAAAGCAUUGAAAAAAGAACAAGAAAUCCGUGAUGAUAUGAUCCGUUCCUUAAUGCCUAAUCAAGUUGCUCAGGAGGUGAUGCGUGAAGUUGGCAACGAAAGUGGAGUUGAUUCUAGCAAUGACAGUGAUAAUAAUAUGAAUUCAAAUAACACCGGUAGAAAGAAUAAACGAAACAAGAAAACUUCGUCGAAACAAAGUCAGAAUAGAAAAUUGAAGAAUAAAAAGCUACAAAAUGAUGCAGACAAUAUGGAUCUAGAUGGAAAAGGCUUUAAAAUUAAUGGAUUAAGUUAUAUUGGAGAUGGAGAUGAUAGUGAUGAAGAAUAUGAGACACAGAUAUCCAAGAAAGCUAGUGUUGGGAGUAACUGUGAACAACCUGCACAAGAUGACUUAGAAAUUGGUACUUGUGGUGUAGGUGCUGGUACUGGGACUAAUCCCAGAUCCAGUCUGGUACCAAAAUCAACUGUACUUCCAACACGCGCUGUAGCAUUUCGAAAAUUUCAUGUGAAUCAAUUGGAAAAUGUUAGUGUAUUAUUCGCUGAUAUUGUCGGUUUUACCAAGAUGAGUUCAAAUAAAUCUGCAUCUCUUCUUGUUUACUUAUUGAAUGAUCUUUUUGGAAGAUUUGAUCGUUUGUGCGAAAUUGUUGGAUGCGAAAAAAUUGCCACCUUAGGUGAUUGUUAUUACUGUGUUUCAGGUUGUCCAAAUCCAGUGGAUGAUCAUGCUGAGCGUACAGUUGAAAUGGGUAGAGCAAUGUGUUUAGCUAUACAACAAUUUGAUGAAGAUCAUUCAGAAGAAGUUAAUAUGCGUGUUGGUGUGCACACAGGUAAAGUAAUCUGUGGUAUUGUUGGGACAAGACGGUUUAAAUUUGAUGUUUGGUCAAAUGAUGUAACAUUGGCCAAUGAAAUGGAGUCCAGUGGUGAAGCGGGAAAAGUGCAUAUAUCUGAGGCUACUUUAAGUUUUGUAAAGGACAUUUAUGAAGUUUCUGAGGGAAAACCUGUCCAAGAUAUACGAAAAUUUAAAGUCUUAAUUGAAUUCUUUAACAAAGAAGAACAAUGUUUCGCCAUUAAGCAUACUCAAGAUCAAGCAAUGAUCAAAACUUACUUCAUUGAAAGACGCUUGGACAAUAGACCGGUUAUUAGUCUACCACCUACUCUGAUUGAAGUCGAAUCAAAUGUUCCACAAUAUGGUUGUGUUUACGAUACUGGUACAGUUACAUUUACCGACCUCCCAACAUCGGAGAUAGUGAAUACUGUAUCAUAUGCAAUUGACUCGCAUAGCACAACUGAUCAAAAUCAUGAUAUUGUUACGAUUCCAAGUAAUGGAGAUAAUAAAAAGUUAUUGGAUAAUAAUCAACUAUCUCAGUCUGUUUCAGCUGUGUUAAUUGAACAUCCUCUAUCUGGAGAUAAUAUAGGUAUAGCUGGGACUAAUACUACUUCUGUUGCUACUACUUCCACUAUAACUACUACAGCCGGUACUGCAUCAAUGAUUGGUCGUGGUUCUGAUGUUGAAAUGUUACAAGCUUUACAAGAUUUUGUUCAACCUGAUGAAGUAUUCAUCUUUCCACCAAUAUCUAAAUUAAGUUUAAAUUUUUUUAUACCAAUUGUUGAAAAAAGUUAUCGAAAUCUUGGUUUACGACCACCUAGAAUAUAUUCAGUUAAAAAAUUAUCGUGGUCUACUCCACGUGUUGCACCAUUUAUUAAUACAAUUACUGAGACAAUAUUAAUUAUAAUUAUAUCAUUGACAUGUUUAAUUAUAUUUCCAGAUUCAAGAUUAGCAGUGAAUACACCAAUUUUUUAUAUUAUCUUGUUUAUUGCAUUUAUUAUUCAUAGUGUAUUAUUAUUAUUAUUAAUUUUAGAUUUAGCUGCAUGGGCAUGGUAUCCAAGAAAGUAUAAUCAUCAUAAUAGUAGAGUAGUUUCAUUAAAAAAAUAUCGAAAUGAUUGGAGAUAUAUUGUAAUUCGAUUAUAUGGGAAAUUAUUUCAUUGGCAAUCACGUAAUAUAAUUGGUAUAUUUAUUCUUAUUUUGCCUACAUCAAUUAUUCUUUCUUCAUAUUCUUAUUGUUUAUUUAAUAAUAAUAAUAAUAAUAAUUUAGAGAAUAAUUAUACAAAAUUAUUAUCUGGUAUAUAUCGUACACAAAUUGGUUUAUUAUUUACAUUUAUGUUUAUCAAUUGUACUCUAUACACAUCAUUCUCAUCAUGGACUAAGACUAUAUCAGCAACAUUUGUCUGUUUAUUAAGUUUAAUAUUGAUAUGUUUGCAUAGAAUAGUAAAAUCUACAUGUACUUUAAAGCAUAUUCAAGUAUGGUUACCUAGUAUAGAGUAUAAUUUUAACAUAUAUUCAUCAAGUCAUUUAGAUGAUCAAUUAAUAAGAAUGAAUACAACAUCAUUAGUAUUAUUCAAUUCUAAUUGGAUAAAUCCAUCAUUAUCAGAUAAUAUAAUAUAUGAGUAUAUAGUGAUUGGAUUAUUAACAUUAAUUUUAAUUGGUGCAUUGAAUCGUGAAUUUGAUAUAAAUUUUCGAUUAAGUUUUCAUCGUGAUUAUGAAGCAUUACAAGCAAAAAAAGCUAUUGGUCAUCAAAAAUUACAAGCUGAUUGGUUAUUAGAAAAUAUUAUACCAUAUUAUAUAAUGAAUGAUUUACGUCAACAUAAUAAAUAUUCACAACAUAUUGAAAAUGCUGGUGUUAUAUUUGCAUGUAUUACAAAUUUCUCUGAAUUUUAUGAUGAACAAUAUCAAGGUGGACAAGAAAUGUUACGUGUUUUAAAUGAAAUAUUUGCUGAUUUUGAACAUCAACUUGCAUUAGUUAAAUAUAAAGAUGUUGAAAAAAUUAAAACAAUUGGUGCAUGUUUUAUGGCUGCAUCUGGAUUGAAUAUAAUACAACGUAAAUAUAAUAAACAAUCAGAUGAACAUUUAUGGGCAUUACUUGAUUUUGCUAUCGAUUUAAUUCAUACAUUAGAUGAUUUUAAUCGUCAAAUGUUCAAUUUUCAAUUUGAAUUAAAAGUUGGCUAUAAUAUUGGUGAAGUAACAGCUGGUGUAAUUGGUACAACAAAAUUAUUAUAUGAUAUAUGGGGUGAUACUGUAAAUGUUGCUAGUCGAAUGUAUUCUACUGGUUUAAAAGGUAGAAUACAAGUAACAGAAACUGUUGCUAAACGCUUAGAAUCACGUUAUUUAUUUGAAUAUCGUGGUGAAGUAUUUGUUAAAGGGAAAGGUGAUAUGAAAACUUAUUUAUUAGUAAAUCGUCGUAAUGAAAAAUAA